Haliotis rufescens (red abalone) is the source of this 1758-nucleotide messenger RNA. Its product is annotated as spermatogenesis-associated protein 17-like. Gene Ontology annotation, biological process: spindle organization; mitotic cell cycle; establishment of meiotic spindle localization. Gene Ontology annotation, cellular component: spindle pole. Gene Ontology annotation, molecular function: protein binding. The coding region runs from base 19 to 1074 and encodes 351 amino acids. The record is from RefSeq and is a predicted model, not a curated record. NCBI's taxonomy places the organism in Eukaryota, Metazoa, Mollusca, Gastropoda, Lepetellida, Haliotidae. The transcript has 10 exons.
UUGACAACAAUAAACAAAAUGGCGGCGAUGGUGAGGUUGAUGCGACAAAUUGAUGGUGUUAUAGAAGAAUGCUAUAACCGAAAAAAUGAGGCUGAAGAGCAGAGAGAGGCUGAAUAUGUUGCAGCUGUUAAGGUUCAAGCCUGGUUUAGAGGAACACGAUCUCGGAGCUAUCUGGGGUUCCUGAACAAAUGUGCAACAUCUGUUCAAAAAACAUGGAGGGGCUACCUUGGACGUCAGUACUACCGGCUGCUUGUCAAGAACAGUGUAUUCAUCAUGAAGCUGAAUCACUACAACGCAAUGGCCACCAAGAUCCAAAAGGUGUGGCGAGGUUACUAUGUCAGGAAAUACAUCUUUAACUACUACAGCCGUAAACGUUACCUUGAGGCAUUGCAAGUGAAGAAUGAGAUUUUCAGAACUGAGCUGGCCGAUUUCACAGAGCGACAGGCUCAGAUCAGACGAAAAAUGGAAGAACGGGAAGAACACAGAAGACAAGCUCGGGCUGCCAGGAAGAAUCACUACCUGCUGAGUACCGAGGUGAUUCCUGGCAUCUACAACUCCCCCUUCCAGCCGUAUCCAUCUGAGCAGGAGCUCAUACUACGCAGUAUCAAACCUCUUGUCCACAAGAAGAGGAAACAAAAGGCACACCUGUUUGAUCCAGCAUGGGCCAGUUACAACCUGCCACGUCCAGAGGCCCUUCCUCCAAUAUCCCAAAAACCUCAAGGCCCAUUCCGUGAUCCUGAGGAAGUACAGAACCAGCGCUACAAGCCAUUCCAACCCUCACUGCGAGUAGCCACAUCCUUCUACUCCCUGGAGGAUGCUCGCAAACAGAUGAAGGCCGAGGAGUGGGUCACCCGUGUCAAUGAUGAUGUGUUCGUGCCAUUUUCAAGAAGAGACAUGUCUUAUGAUCCACUGCUGCACACCACCUCCAAGUUCGGCCACCUGCCGUACGGAACCAAGUACUUCAGGGAGGAGUUCAUGGACAAACAUGUCUCCCAUCAGAAUUUCAAGACUCUUGUACAACCAGUUCCAAUCUUUGACAAGCUCAAUGACACAUAUUCACAAGGCCAGGUCUAGCAUGAACAUUUAUAUAUUGAUAAACAAACCAAAUGUGAUAUUUACAAUUAUUGAAGUCAUAUGUAGGAUUUAGAAACAAAUCAGCUUUAGACCACAGAAUCAGCCUAAUGGCGUUACAAAACAAUAACACAUUAACGUUAACAAUUGGUUAAGCUGUUGCAGCGUGUGGAUUCUAUGAUAAAAUCUUUGAAUGUUAUCCAUUUUAUGUAAUUGUAUAAAGUAUGUAAAUACCCUUGUAUGUAAGUAGAAGUGUUUAUCUGUAGUGAAAAUACACUUGUGAGACUGCACAUAGCUUCCCAUGAUGGUCUUGUUACCAGGUUUUGUAUAAAGCCAGUAUAAACUGUGAUAUGAUUGGCAGGUAAACAUUGUAAACAGUCACAAUUAAUAGGUCUAUGAUGUUGCAAGUCAUACUUUUGUUUGGUUAUGUUUAUUCCUUUUGUUUUGCAUGUAAGCAUAAUUAAUAGAGCUAAUGAUGCAAUAAUAAUUUGAACAAAUAUAUUUUUGAUUAUGCCACCUGAUUGCCGAUAGGUGUUGGUGUUUGUUGGUUGAUGUUCAUGCUGGAAGAUAGAACUUCAUCUGACUGUUUGCAUCAAGACAGUUGUCAUCAUUUCAGAGCUGUAUUUUGUUGUUUUGAACAAUAGCUAUAUAGUCUCACACAUGCUUGUGGAUUUGGAUUUUUGUUAU